AAUUAAAUCCAUGGCUUGCUCUCUCCGAAUACUUCCCUCUAUGUCAAAAGUUUGUCAGAUUAUCCAGUCCAUAUCUCGGAAAAGAAAAGUUACAAACAUCAACCGCUAUCCAAAGUCAAAAAGAUGCCGCCUAUAAUAUCAAGUGAUAAUUAUUCAGUUGAAUCUAAAGCCCUGGGGACCAGGUAUGGUUUCAGAACCUAUUGUCGUGUAGGCUAAUUUCGCUGAUGAAAUUAGGAUGAUGGAAGCAAAUGAAUAUAGUGAUUUCGUUAUAAAGUGCCACCCAAAGACAUUCCAUGUCCAUCGAAUCGUCGUUUGCACGCAAUCGAAACCAAUACAGGCUGCAGCAAAUGGAAAAUUCCUGGUUAGCUCCUGUUCCUUUAUCUCUUUCACCAACUCAACUGACAGUUGAAAAAUUUAUAUCUUGCUCAAUCAUUGCUGAGAUUAGUACAGGAAUCUGUUACUGGGGUUCUAGACCUAGUGGAUGAUAACCCCAACACUGUCGCAAGAAUGAUCAACUUCUUUUACCUCCGGGAUUAUGACGAUUCCGAGACGACUGAAGAGGCUAAGGAAAGUUAUGGACGUCUUUUGAUCAACACAAUGGUAUAUAUCAUUGGGGACAAAUAUGAUAUCCAAGGUCUUAAAACCCUCGCCAAAAGAAAGUACGAAGCAGCUAUAGAUACCGAGUGGAAUACCCCUUCUUUCUCGGCCAGUUUAGAGCUUAUGUACGAGGAGCUCCCAGAGAGUGAUACGUGUCUUACGUCGCUUGCCCUUCAAACUGCAAGCAAGCAUGUGAAAGAACUCAAAGAUAAAGAGGAAUUCGCUAGUUUGUGCAAAAAUAACCCGGCCAUCGCCUACGAUCUGUUCACGACGGCUGCCUCGCAAUCUCCUGCAACCAUCCCGGAACCUAAGGUGCAUAUGGAAACCAGAGACCAUUGUCCCAAAGGUCAUAGUUUCACACAUCUUAAAGAUAUACAUGCGAUGUAUGAUUCGAACUUGGGGAAAUGGAAGGUAAAAUGUCCGAAUUGUGCCAUGCAGAAGGUGUGUUAUAAAGCUGAUGGUUCGUGUGAUUUGGAGGCCAAGUGGGAUGGAGUUGGGGUGGGUUAUUGGUAUUUAUGAGUCUUCUGUUGGGCGGUGGGUUUAUGAUUUUGUAACUGAAGCGUUUUUUGGUUUAGUUCUUGGUUCAGAUUAGGUGUUCAUGGUAGGAAAUAUUGUUGCAUCUGAGAUGGAACAAUCAGUUGUUGGGUACUCUGGUGUAUGGGAAGGUAUAUUUGGGAUGGAUACAUAGAAAGAUUUAUUAAUGCUACAGAAAAUUUUGAUUUUCCACAGCAAGCUUCUUGAAAAUGCUACAUUUAGCUUGGUAUACUGUAGUAGGUAGUACUUUUAG
This is a messenger RNA of Sclerotinia trifoliorum, 1384 nucleotides long. The record is from the annotation of a GenBank genome assembly. Lineage: Eukaryota; Fungi; Ascomycota; Leotiomycetes; Helotiales; Sclerotiniaceae.